Molecule: messenger RNA, 1226 nt
Organism: Triticum aestivum (bread wheat)
Lineage: Eukaryota; Viridiplantae; Streptophyta; Magnoliopsida; Poales; Poaceae
Exons: 7
Coding region: 394-1101 (235 amino acids)
Source: RefSeq, a predicted model, not a curated record
UUGUCUCCACCCCACGCAAACCCCUCCUCCCUUCCCCUUCCAGAUCGCCGCCGCCGCCUCCCCAUCAGCUCCACCGGCGAGCCCUUCCUCACCGCAUCGCCACCCCCACGCCCAUCCAUGGCAUCCCCCGCGCCCUUCCAUCAGCAUCUAUGGCCUCCCCCGCGCCCUUCCUCACCGCAUCGCCACCCCAACCCCCUGCCUUCCUCUCCCCGACGCUCCCCUCGCUCCGGGCCUUCAUCCUCUCCGGCCAGAUCAACCGGGCGCGGCCCCUACCCUAGGCAGGGAGGGCGGAUCGCCGCUGCGCGGGCACACGGGAAGGGGCGGCGGCGGAAGCGCAUCCCCAAGAUCUAGCCCGUCAAGCACCGUGUCGAAGUCUCUCCUUCGAGGAGCUCUAUGUGCGGGUGUGCGGAGGCGCUCGUGAGGGCGGUGGUGGCCUUCUUCGACGCCUUCCUCGUUGACUGCUUCCUCUUCUGGUUCCGCCGCCCCCGCCCCCGCCCCGACAACCCCGCCUCCGCCCACCGGGAUCCGCUUGUGCCCAAGGACUGGACAGGGGAGGUGCUCCCGGCCUCGGACAAAGAGAAAGGUUUUGCAGAGAGCACAUUGUCGAACCAGCAGUUGGCAGAUGGCAAUGACACAAAUGAGGAGCUUAGGCGAGAGCCAAUUUUGCUGUCCAGAACACUACUUCAGUUAAUACACUAUCUAGUACUGCUAGUUCUCAUCUCACUUGUUGUGCUUCUUGUACUGGGAGCACUCUUUGUUAUCCCAAGAUCUAACAUCAAAGGCAACAUGGUGAAUCUAGUACAGGCAUCGUUGGCCAUCCUCUUCGAGGCUGUGUUUAGGAUGAGCUGCAGCAGGACAACCUGUAGCGGAAGAACUUCGAGGGCAAGAUCAAGGAGAACCAGGAGACGAUCACCGGUUACCUCAUCCUCGUCGGCAUGGUUGGCUCCUUUGGCAGACCCCUCUUUGGCUCCGACCAACUUACUUUUGUCGCUGGCUAGCAGCAUUUCCAGGUGUUGUGUGUUCUGGAAGAUGGAAGAGGAAGAAAAUUUAUUUAUUUUGAACUAUUUUUUUUGUAUUAUGUUUGUUGUACAUAUGAUUUGAUAGUUUUGUAUAGGAACAUGUGAUACUAUUUUGUAGGGAUUUAUGGCCUGUGAUGUAAACAUAUUUAGUGAUGAAUUAUGAAAUUAUUUGCAAAAUUUAUCGAAAAGGAGAAUCAUUUGUAUGAA